AUGAAAUACAGAGAAAAGACUUUGCAAGAAUUGAAGAAAAAAGAAGCGCAUGGCUUGUUUAUUCCUGGAUAUCUCGCGCUCAUAUUAUCUCUUUCAACGGUCAUCGCACUGGCAGUAACACUGAAGCUAUGCUCAAAUUAUCGCAAGAAAAAUGCUGGAUCUUCUAUGGGAAUUCUUGAUAUUGGACUGACACCAAGGGGUAGUCCAGCUACACGCACUGGUUCUAAAGAGAUACAGAUUGAAGAAAGCUCAAAGAAGGCAAAGGACACAUCCGAAGAAGCCAAUAAACUUCGAUCGGAACCAUAUGCUGAAUUCAAUGUGCGUCCUAUGACUUUGCAUUUUGUUCUUCUGGCUGUGUCUAGGCUUGCAAAUCAUGCGAUACCUUUUACAGGCACUGGUUCUAAAGAGAUACAGUUUGAUGAAAGCUCGAAGAAGCCAAAGGACACAUCCGAAGAAGCCAAUAAACUUCGAUCGGAACCAUAUGCUGAAUUCAAUAAAAAUAUGUCGAGGGAAACCCUUGAAGAACUAGCUCCCAUCAUAGCAAAAGGGCGUAGCACGGAUGAGGUCUUAGAGAAUCCUGUCAAUGCCCCCGAAUUCCUCUUUUACCUCCAUCGUCUCACGCGAUUGGCCAUCGAAUAUUUUGACGAUCCUGCAGCAUUCAGUGUUACCACCGGUGAGGGCUAG
Messenger RNA from Strongylus vulgaris, 684 nucleotides. NCBI's taxonomy places the organism in Eukaryota, Metazoa, Nematoda, Chromadorea, Rhabditida, Strongylidae. The record is from the annotation of a GenBank genome assembly.